UGGAAAAUUGAAAAUCAUCCGGAACAUAAUAAAAAACUAAAUCAAAGUAAACACCUAGAAUUCCUCAUCAAAUUCGGUAGUAGCUGUUGUUUUGAACAGAUCUGAAUCGCGAGAAGAAAAAAUCACCAUUGCUGUCGUUUUCAUCACCUUUGUUUCUAUCACUUGCGGAGUUGUUGAUGACGAUUUCUAUCACCGGCAGAGCUUGAAUCGCCUGCAACAAAUCUUAGAGAACAAGGAGAGAGAGAGAGAGAGAGAGAGAGAAUAAAUAGAGAGAAGAAGAAAAAUAAGAAAGUGAGAAUAAAAUAAACUGUGUGUUUCCUUUUAGAAUUAUGGUAAAGGUAGAUGUGUAAAUGACUUAAUUUUUGAAAUAAAAAUAAAUCAAAACAAUAUUAAAAAUAGAAUGGGUUCUUGGGAGAUUGUUCUUUGGGCAUGAGAAUUCAGCUUUGAAUCACCAUUGAUCGAGCAACUUCACACCGAUCAGAUCGAACCGCCAUUCAUAUUCACAUGGUUUGGAUAGAUCUUUAUCGACUCAUUGUCGUUCUUUGUAUCCCUGAGAAUUUUUCUCUUUGUAAGGAUCUUAUCAUUGAUCUUGACAGGGUGAGAGAUCUGUGAGCUCGAGUUUAUUUAUUCCCUCACUAAUUGGCAUUCAAAGAGACAUGUCUAGUAAAAUAUGGAGAUGGGUAUUAGGUCUUAUAUACAUCUUUGCCGUUGCCACGAUUUGGAUCGCAGCCAGCUUCGUAGUCCAGUCUGUCGUUGACGCUGGGGUCUCUCCCUUCUUGAUCACUUUCAUUUGCAAUUCUCUCUUCGUCGUUUACCUUCCCCUCUUCGAGAUCGGGCGGUAUCUCGAAGACUCAUACGGAAGUUUACUGUUUUGGAGAAACAAAAGGUCUCAUUUACUGGAACUUGUCGAAUCAGACAAGGCUGUUUUGCUUGGUCAGGGUGAUGUGAAGUCAGAUGGAUUGGAAAGUUUAGAGCUUGAGGUUGUUGGUGUUGGGAAAGGGUUAGAUGAGAAGGGACGUUGGACGAGGUUGCGUGUUGCUAAAGUUAGCCUUGUGAUAUGUCCGUUUUGGUUCUUGGCGCAGCUCACUUUCAAUCUCUCUCUCAAGUACACGACCGUUACGUCUAAUACUAUCUUAAGCAGCUCAUCAAGCCUAUUCACGUUUCUGGUGUCACUAAUAUUCUUGGGAGAGAAGUUCACGUGGUUGAAGCUCGUCAGCGUUCUUCUUUGUAUGUCUGGGACCAUUAUUGUGAGUCUGGGAGACUCGGAAUCGAACUCAACUGCAACGGUUAAGAACCCUCUUCUUGGAGAUGUUCUUUCUCUGAUCUCGGCGGUGUUUUACGCUGUCUACAUCACUCUUAUACGCAAAAAUCUUCCUGAUGAUGGUGAAGGUAGCGGCCGGUUUAGUAUGGCUCAGCUUCUUGGGUUCCUAGGUCUCUUCAACUUCUUUAUCUUCCUACCUGCUGCUCUAAUACUCAACUUCACAAGGAGAGAGCGGUUCAACGCACUGACCUCGAAACAGUUGGGUCUGGUGGUUGGCAAAGGUUUGUUAGAUAAUGUACUCAGUGACUACCUUUGGGCAAAGGCUGUGCUUUUGACAACGACCACGGUGGCAUCGGCUGGGCUGACCAUUCAGGUUCCAUUGGCAGCGAUUGUAGACAGCUUAUCGGGGAACAAACCAAGCUUCACCGACUUCAUUGGCGCUGUAGCUGUAAUGGGUGGCUUUGCAGGCAUCAAUAUUCCACUAGAGAUGUUUUACAGAUCCAAAGAGACAUCUAUUAUUGAGUUAGAACCUGGAACAUCGUUCACAGAUCCUCCUCAGGUUGUGUCGGAUAGCAUAGGAGUAGAUUCUUCAGAGACCCUAGUGUCCUAACUGCCACACGAUGCUUAUAUCUCUUUGCUCUUUUAUUUUCUGAUUUUUUAGUCUGUAAAUCGUUGAAGGUCGAUAUACGAAUAUAGUUUGAAAAAAAUAGUAAUAAAAAUCGUUCAAAAUUAUUUGACUCA
Molecule: messenger RNA, 2002 nt
Organism: Brassica oleracea var. oleracea
Lineage: Eukaryota; Viridiplantae; Streptophyta; Magnoliopsida; Brassicales; Brassicaceae
Exons: 3
Coding region: 657-1871 (404 amino acids)
Biological process (GO): regulation of peptide transport; transmembrane transport
Cellular component (GO): membrane
Molecular function (GO): transmembrane transporter activity
Source: RefSeq, a predicted model, not a curated record